This is a messenger RNA of Durusdinium trenchii, 3696 nucleotides long. NCBI's taxonomy places the organism in Eukaryota, Dinophyceae, Suessiales, Symbiodiniaceae. The record is from the annotation of a GenBank genome assembly.
AUGACCGCUCCAGCGCAGUGCCAGCAGGUAGCGUACUGCUGCGUCGCAGUGCCUGUAGCCAUGCUGCCGCAGGGCUUUCCGGGCACGGAUGGUAGUAUGGUGAGUAUGGUGGUCAAUCAAGGCCACAUGGGAGGGCAUCACCCGCAGCAGAUGGAAGGCUUCCAGAUGGGCCACGGCUGUUACCCGGUGAUGAACCCAAGUGCGUCUCAGAUGGGCAUCGUGACCCCGAUGGGACAAAUGCAGUCGAUGAUGGGACCAAGCAACCCAGAAGCCGAUGCGUUGGAAGCAGCGCCAGCAGCCCCAGCCGCAGAGGUUGAGAGAGCCAAUGCCAGAAAGCGUUUGAUCAACCAAAAGAAAGCCUGGCCAAUCGUGUCGCAGCCUGCCAUGGAAGCAGCGAUCGAGCCGGCACCUGCCCAGCCUCAAGAAGUCAAGACAGUCAAGGCCAGAAAGCGCUUGAUCAACCAAAAGAAACCGACGCCUGCAGUGCAGAAGUCGGAUUCGGACAGCGUGCCCAGUGCCUCCAGCCGGCCACCUAUUCCGCCGGACGGUCUGGAGGAAUUCCCAACUUUGGCUGAGAGUCGCUUAAGGGGUCGGAUGGGAGGUCGAGACGUUUGCCAUCCUUUGACCCUUCCUGGGCAGGUUUACAGUUCCACCAUCAAGGCCUUGAAUUUGUCACCCACAGCCAAAGAGGCCACAGCUGCCAAAGCACCAAAGCGGCUCCAAUUGGCACCCUUGCGGGGUGAGGUGAAUCAGAAGCCUGUGUCAAAGGUGCUUGGACCUUCGCCCGUGCCAGUUUCUCCACAGUCGAUGAAUUCCGCGGCGUCUUCGCCCAAGUUGCUGAACAUUGAGCUGGACGGCGGUGCCUCUGACGUGAUGGAGGAGCCAGUGAUUGAGGCGGCUGUGUGCGAGCAGGAUGUCAACGUGGUUUUCAGCAGAGACGCCAUGCUCCGAAUCUAUCGGCAGAUGCACUCCGCUCGGGCCCUGCGCUUUGCUCCGCCCGGAGCACGCUGGACGCUUCGCACGGAGGACGCUUCGAGGAGCACGGAUCCAACGGUUCCCAAGGAAGCUUGUGAUCGAGCAAUCUUUGGCACCCGCAAGAAGACCAGGGGUGGUCCAAAGGAGGAGUUGCACUUGCCUCCACUAUCGGAGAAUGCUUGGAAGAAGGAGGCACCGGUGGAUCGGAAGGAAGAGCUUCAACGCAAUGUUCGAAGCUUUUUGGGCAAGAUCGGCCACAUGCUGGACAGCGAGCUGGAGGAUUUCGUGGAGCCUUUGGCCAGCAACAGGCCCGACACCGUGGAGGAGCUCAAGGCAGUCGCCAGCACCAUGUUCGAAGUUGUUCUCCGUGGACCUUCCUACUGCAAGAUCUAUCUUGACGUGAUCGUCUCCCUCCAAGGAAUGUUCCCUGAGUUCACCGAGCUUGAGCAGCCCGUGACCUUGGCUGACGAUUUGCGGAGAAGGUGUAUGGAAGAGUUUGAUGCCAUGCCUACAAGCUUCGACGCUUCAUCCGAGGAGUUGCAGAUGAAGCUGAAUCGCGAAAAGGGCCUGAUGAAGGCCAACAUGAUUUUCAUGGGCCACCUCUUCUUGCGCCAGCUUCUGGACCUCAAGGCCGUUGAGCAAGUGGUCCAUGAUCUGCUCAGCGCAUCUGUGGACGUCCUGGCGAAAGCAGAGCACAAGAUUGAGUUUGCUUGCGAGCUCUUGAAGGCCAUUGGCGAUGGAACCCGUGGAAAGAAGAAGUUGUUGCGCUGGUUCAAGGUCUUGAAGGAUCUUCAACAAGCGGAGGACCUGUCGAAGCGCAUCCGGACCGUGAUCGUGGACCUUCUGGAUUUGAAGAAGAACAACUGGCCGCAACCGUUGGAGACCAUUCCGAAGGCUCCCAAGAAGGAAGAGGACAAGGUGGUCAAGAUGUACCAGUACUUCAGAGACGACAAAGAUGGCAGCUUAUUGGAAGAAGACUGGAAGAACGCCAAGUUCAGCACAGAUGACUCCAAAGAAGCGAUCGUGAAGUUGGUGAAGUUGGUCUUCAAGCAGGAGAAGGUCAAAGAGCGUGAAGCCGUUGCCCUGUUGCUGGCAGAGUUGAUUGCCCGACAGCUCGUCUCAUGUGAUGCCCUCCAGGAGGUGUUGCAGCUGCUCAUCGCACCCCUGGAGACCUGGAGAAAGGAGGAGUUGCGCGAGGACAUUUUUGGCCGGACGCUCCUGAGACGAGUGCGCUGUGUGAAAGAGCAGCUUUGGUGCUUUGCCCCACGCCAGCGUGCAAGUGUGCUUGAAGCGGAGGGAAGUGAGUUGGUAGACCGCGUUGAAUGGGCCAACCUGGACAACUACCGCGUUGGGGAUGUGGUUCGCUACAAGCCCAAGGGGCAACGGGGGACUGGAUAUGACUAUCCUCUGAACUAUGGCAAUUUGGAGUGCAAGGCACACGACCUGGGGCUCCCGCCCUUUUGCGAUGGAAACGCGGCGCCCGCCUGGUGUGCGCAGAAGUGGUGCUACGUCGACAAGAACGCUUGCAGCAAUGCGGUGCCCUAUCGUAGCAAGUUGUUCGAGAACUCCGACGCGUACUACAGCUACCAGACCUGCGGCGAGUCCAACGAGUUCAGCCAAUGGAACAGCGGCAGCAGUGGCAGCACUUCCAGCCAAGUGACGGAGCUGCUGGACGUGGUGCAAGGCUACUUGUGGAGCACGCGGAACCGGGUCGAGACCGAGUACAGCAAUUUGAGACAAAGCGAUGGAUGCGAAUUUGCUAAUCAAUGUCCAUGUUUAGAAUGCUCUCAGCAAAGCUCUUUGUGGAACCGCAAGACCGACUUCGGCAACGUGGGCGUGAAUGCCAAAGAUGCGAGCUUUCAGUGCUUGUCGCGUCCAGUGACGCAGAGCUACAUGAACGUGGCCGCCAAGGAGGGAAGUCCUUACGAACGCGUGGGCUAUAUCUACUUUUCGGAUCACGAAAGCGGAAGCUAUUUGGGAUGGCCCGCAGUGGAGUGGUGCCCUGCUGCAAGCUAUGACCCCCGGUUGCGCCCAUGGUACUCGUCGGGCUCCACGGGACCUAAAGACGUAGUCAUCGUCAUCGACGUGAGUGGCAGCAUGCAAGCGUCGGGGAGGAGCACCAAGGCCAAGCAGGCGGCCAAUGACUUGAUCAACACCUUGGAAUGGAAGGACUUUGCCGACAUCAUUCUCUUCAACGGGGGCAUCGUGGCCGAGUAUGCGCCGCAGGGACUGGUCUCCAUGACCGACUCCGAAAGAAAGAACAUGCAAGCAUGGUUGAACAACCACAAUUGGGAAUCGGGUGGCACGAACUUCAAGGUAGCUUUGAAUGCGGCCUUCAGUGUCAUCAGCAAGAGCGUGAGCUCUGGAAGUACUUCGAUGUGUCAAAAGGCCAUCUUGUUUCUGACCGAUGGCGAGGCCGACUUCUCCGAAAGCGACUUCUCUUCGACUCGCGCGCAGGCGGAGCAACAUAGUGUUGCAAUCUUCACUUAUGCCUUGGGCUCUGGUGCUGACACCACCAUCACCAAGCGUUUGGCCUGUGAGAACAAAGGCAUGUUGGGCGGCUGGUGGCGCGACGUUUGGGUUCGCGAUGGUUGGGCUGGUCUUUUUGGGAGGAAGUGGGACGUUUUAGAUAGCAGAGCUUUCCCCUUGGAAGAACUACAGAGGGCCUUGCUCAGAGGAGGUGUUUAUUUCAGGGUGCUUCAGAUUGUGGGUAGCUUCUGA